Coniosporium apollinis CBS 100218 is the source of this 642-nucleotide messenger RNA. Its product is annotated as serine/threonine protein kinase. The record is from RefSeq and is a predicted model, not a curated record. The annotation marks the transcript as partial. The transcript has a single exon. Lineage: Eukaryota; Fungi; Ascomycota; Dothideomycetes. Gene Ontology annotation, biological process: peptidyl-serine phosphorylation; peptidyl-threonine phosphorylation. Gene Ontology annotation, molecular function: ATP binding; protein serine/threonine kinase activity.
UAUAUCGUACGCAAAGAGCUUCGUGGGGCCGCAGAUGGACUUGAGGAGAGGACUGUCAUGGAAUUGCUUCGAAAGCUACAUCAUCCGCACAUCAUAGAACUUCUCGGAUCCUACGAGCAGAAUGGCGUACACAAUUUCCUUUUCCCCUGUGCCCAACGAGAUCUUCAUCAGUUCUUUCGCUCGCAGAACGGCCUGAUUGCGGACGAACUCUACUCGAGCAUGUACCGACUAGCCGAUGCUUUGGCGUAUAUCCACCGAUACACUUAUCGGGAUGACAAUGUGCAACUAGAGCGCAUCGGUUACCAUCACGAUCUGCGGCCUGCGAAUAUACUGCAGUUCGGAAAGACAUUUGUAGUUGCUGACUUUGGGCUUUCGAAGCUGAAGCCGCAGGACCAGACCUCGAAGUCAAGGCUUCGAGGUGGCCAGGACGAUUAUCUCUCUCCGGAAGCUUUCAACGAAUCCAACUGGACUAUCGGCAAUGUGGGUCGAGCUUCGGACGUGUGGGCUUUUGGAUGCAUCUUAGCCGAAUUCGCAACGUACAUCGAGGGAGAAAGCGUUGAGUAUUUCCAUAACACCCGGAAAGCAAGUUACGGUGACGCAUUUAUGAGCAUGACCGACCAUGCUUUCCACCUUGGCGGCUAG